Molecule: messenger RNA, 1285 nt
Organism: Nymphaea colorata (pocket water lily)
Lineage: Eukaryota; Viridiplantae; Streptophyta; Magnoliopsida; Nymphaeales; Nymphaeaceae
Product: methyl-CpG-binding domain-containing protein 5-like
Exons: 4
Coding region: 142-957 (271 amino acids)
Molecular function (GO): DNA binding
Source: RefSeq, a predicted model, not a curated record
GUUUGUUCAACACUGUAGUUCGGACUUCAGACACACGUACGGAAGCAACUUCAAAUCCGCCAGCUCGUAUCGUCGGAGUCUUGCGUCAGUCUCUCCCUCUUUCUCUCGCUAUAAGCUUUUGACUCGAUCAAAAUCCCCUUUAUGGUCGCCGGCAGCUGGCGGAGCUCGCCGGAAUCACAAAUGUCCACAGCGGACGGAAUCCAGUCUCUUCCCUUCAAACCCAAGCCAAUACCGACGGACCGCUUGCCCUUCUCCGCCAUUAGGGGCGGUGAUGACGUCAAUGUCCUGAACCCACCGGCCGCUGCCAGAGGAAGAGCCUCAGGAGCACGAGAAUUGACGGGCGGGUUCCGGGAGAGAUCGUCGGUUCUUCUGCCCGGAUCGUCGGAUUUCUUCUCAAACACGGGCGUCACCAUCGCUGCGACCGUGGACGGAGAAGCGGCGUCCAUUGGCGCCAGAGACGGGGGGUUUGACGUGUGCGCGCCUGUGCCGGUCCAGGUGGCUCCCCCGGCGAAGCGAAACUCCGAGCUGGUGGCAGCGGGUGUGCCGGACUGGUUGCCGGAGGGUUGGCUCAUAGAGUUCAAGGUCAGGACAAGCGGGGCUACGGCAGGAACGAGGGAUAAGUAUUUCUAUGACCCAGUUUCAAAUAGGCGUUUCCGUUCCAAAAAAGAGGUGUUUUGCUUUCUUCAAACUGGAAAACUUGGACGAUACAAGCCUAAAGUGCGGUUAAAUGAAUCAGAUGCUAAUUCGACUGACAAAGAUCUUUAUGCUGGUUUAAGCUCCAAGCGAAAAAGAUUUGAUUUUCUUAGCAGACCAGCAAAAGUAAGAUGGGUUCUUGAUGGAUCAGAAACAUCAUGGACACCAUUUAUAGAUGAACAAGAGGUGCCUGAAUCAAGCAAGCGAGCAUGGAUGGCUGUGCUUGAUCUUCAUGACAAUGACUUUGAUUCUUUUGAAGGAUAAUACCAAGUUGGCACAAUUCCAAUUCGGAAGAACUCACGCCGAAGCUUUUCACUUGGGAUAUUGUUGUUCAAGGCUGAAAUCUGCAAGUUGAGCUCCCAUGUAUUAGAGGUGGACAUAUCGAGCUUGGUGUUAAUUCCAUAAAAUUUUGCAAUUUUCGUUAUGAUCACUCGACCAAAAGAUUGAGUGAUGAAUGCUACUCAGAUGUAACUCAAGUACUCAACGGCAGCUGCAGGAUGGCCUCCAAGAACUUGUAUGAAAAGAAAGCUCAUGUAUUCUGUAAUAUGGUCCUCACAAAUUAUGAAAAGAAUCUUCCUUCUUUAAUAUUAAA